Messenger RNA from Drosophila navojoa, 686 nucleotides. It is a transcript of the gene l(2)efl, whose product is annotated as lethal (2) essential for life. Lineage: Eukaryota; Metazoa; Arthropoda; Insecta; Diptera; Drosophilidae. The record is from RefSeq and is a predicted model, not a curated record. Gene Ontology annotation, biological process: protein refolding; response to heat. Gene Ontology annotation, cellular component: cytoplasm; nucleus.
GCAGACUUUUCGAAAUGUUCCACAAAAACGUUGCAGCCGCGAAACGGAAAAUACGAAAAUUCUACAUUCUGUGAUUAAUUGGAUUAAUUAACAAAGAUGUCCGUUGUUCCUCUAAUGUUCCGUGAUUGGUGGGAUGAGAUUGACUUUCCAAUGCGCACAUCGCGCCUAUUGGAUCAACACUUUGGCCAGGGUCUGAAACGGGAUGAUCUUUUGUCCUCCGUUUGGAACUCUCGCCCCACUGUGCUGCGCUCGGGCUAUCUGCGUCCGUGGCAGCGCUCUGUGAACAGUUUGCAGCGACAGGAAUCGGGCUCCACUCUGAACAUCGACAACGAGAAGUUCGAAGUGAUUCUCGAUGUGCAGCAGUUCUCGCCGAAUGAGAUUACAGUGAAAGUAUCCGAUAAAUUUGUCAUAGUCGAGGGCAAGCACGAGGAGAAACAGGACGAGCAUGGCUUCGUAGCCAGACAGUUCUCCAGACGUUAUCAGCUGCCAGCUGAUGUCAAUCCAGACACUGUCACCUCAUCCCUGUCCUCAGAUGGCCUGCUGACCAUUACGGCGCCCAUGAAGAAAUUGCCCCCGCCCACCACGGAGCGCCUAGUGCAAAUCACACAGACUGGACCCUCCUCCAAGGAGGAUAACGCCAAGAAGGUCGAAACCACAACGCAAUAAGCAACCAUUAUUUAUUAAAA